Messenger RNA from Lodderomyces jiufengensis, 1503 nucleotides. RefSeq lists its product as uncharacterized. Gene Ontology annotation, molecular function: ATP binding; ligase activity, forming carbon-nitrogen bonds. The record is from RefSeq and is a predicted model, not a curated record. The transcript has a single exon. Lineage: Eukaryota; Fungi; Ascomycota; Pichiomycetes; Serinales; Debaryomycetaceae. The coding region runs from base 1 to 1503 and encodes 500 amino acids. Gene Ontology annotation, biological process: tRNA processing.
AUGACAAUAACUUUAAAGCUAUUUCAGCUGUCUAUUAACAAAUUAUUUCCAUCAUCAGCAAAAUGUUUACCUAAAAAUAUUGCAAUAGCAUUGUCAGGAGGACCAGAUUCUAUGCUACUAGCAUGGCUAUUCACUAAAUAUAAAAAUUCAUUAUCUCAGUCCAGAGAUCUUAAUAUACACGCUAUAACAAUUGAUCAUGAUUAUCGGCCGGAAUCUGCAUCAGAAGCGUUAAGCUUAACCAAGUGUAUGAAUCGGUGGGGUAUUAAUCAUAUAAUCAAGAAAAUCGAUUAUGAAGUUGAUGAUCCAAAGACUAUUACUAAUUUUGAGGAAGUUGCAAGAACUAAAAGAUAUGACUUAAUGAACCAAAUUUGUAAUGAGUUGGAUAUACCAGUAUUAUUCUUGGGACAUCAUAGAGAUGAUCAACUAGAAACUUUUGUUCAAAGAUUACAAGGUAAUUCUUCAAUAUUUGGAUUAGCUGGCACUAGAAUGACUGCAAUUAUGCCCUUAGCAAGAGAUUUAACACCGCUUGAAUUACUGAAGUAUAAAAAAGUUAGACUAAUGAGACCAUUAUUGGGGUUUGAUAAAGGAGAUAUAUUGGAGACUUGUCAAGAAAAUCAAAUUCCUGUUAUAAUAGAUCCAACCAAUUUAGACAUAAACUUAACAAAGAGAAACUAUUUAAGAAAUUUAUUUGGAGAGAUUCUACCUAACAAGUGCAAUGAGUUUAAAGUGAAAAAUGGUAACACAACAUCAUUUCCAUAUGAGUCGAUCAUGAAAAAAGAGUUAAUUAAUACUCAACAAGUGUGUAUCAAUUUAGUUGACUCUUUGGAGGAAAAAGCUCACAAUUUAUAUCUAUGGCUUGUGGGGGCGAACUUGUUUCAUGAAUAUCCAAGUUUUAGUAGAUUGUUAAUCGAAUUACCAAAGAAAUGCUUUGAAGGAUCCAAUAAAUUUAUCACUAGCAGGUUUUUAUAUCAAAAGUUAUACCCUUACUCAACUUUGAAACAUUACCACUGGGCGUAUACCAAGUUGGAGAGACAGCUAAUUCCUAAAAUCGACCAUUGGUUAAGAAGUAAUCCCACAAAUGCUUUCAAAUGCACCAUGAUGAAUUUAAAAUUUGAAGUAUCAACCAAGAAUUCAUCAAUAGUCAUGGAUAUUAAUAAAACUCCUUUAACACGACUGGAAUUAAUAAAAGUUGAAAGAGUUGUACAAAUAACCAAUGGUUGGUCAGAAUGGAUUUUAUUUGAUAAAAGAUUUUGGCUACGUUUCAAAUUGAAAAAGAAGAAUCAUACAACUAUCAAGAUUAUACCAUACUUUCAUAAGCUGCAUCAUUCUAUGAUUGACAAAAGUCUAAGCGAGCAAUUUGAAUUUGAUGGCAGAUUAAAUUCAUUACCAGUAAUUAUAAAUAAUGAUAAAAUAAUAGCAUUACCAACAUCAAAUUCACACAUUGAUGAUAUAGAUUGUGAAUGGCAAUUGAAGUACAAUAAAUUUGAUUAUAAUAAAAAAUAG